Osmerus eperlanus (European smelt) is the source of this 2946-nucleotide messenger RNA. RefSeq names its product smoothelin a (gene smtna). Gene Ontology annotation, biological process: actin cytoskeleton organization. Lineage: Eukaryota; Metazoa; Chordata; Actinopteri; Osmeriformes; Osmeridae. The record is from RefSeq and is a predicted model, not a curated record. The transcript has 8 exons. Gene Ontology annotation, molecular function: protein binding. Bases 539 to 1303 code for a protein of 254 amino acids. Gene Ontology annotation, cellular component: filamentous actin; microtubule organizing center.
UCCCCCCUUUUUGCCGAAAGCUUAACCCUUUCCCUUUUGUACCAAGUCAUUUGUGUGUAGGGCUAACUCUCCAGGAGAAGGAACAAAGCUUGUGUCAGAACAGUGUAAUUACAAAGACAGAACUCCCCACAGCCACGCAUUAUCCUCGUUCCUCGUGACAUCAUCUAAAGUCAAUGGUGAUGGAGAGUGUUGAGUAAAGAAGUGAGGAGAGGACAGAUUGACUGACCUAGGAUUCUUCCCAACCCUCCCAGAACUAUGUCCCUUUUUCCUCUACCUUCCUAUUUGUACGCAAACAAUGACUGGUCCUCUCCCCCGCCAUCCCCAACAUCUCUCCAGAUACUCUACUGAGGUAGGGUGGGGGCAGGGGUGUGGUUCUAGGCUACAACAAACCACUCUCAGAAAGGGGAGAGAGCUGGGAGGAACUGCUCAUAGGCUGAGCUGACAUGUAAAUCUGAAUUUUGUUGGGAGACAACAUCCUUGGUAAAUGUACUAAGCCAUAGUGUUGUGAGGACACCCACCAGCUGCACCCAGGAAACAGAUGGAGGUUGGACCAAAUGAGCAGGGGGCGGAGCCCACAUUGACCCAAGAGACUUCAAAGAUGACCCCCACGGAGAGCCUGUCAGACCCACUGACCAGUCAAGCUCUGGCUGCUAUAGAGGAUGAAGCAGAGCUGAAUAAACUGCUGGACAAGGCAGUCAAUUUUGAGGAGAGGCAAAUGAUCCGUGCUGCUUUGAGAGAACUGCUCAGGAGGAAGCGAGAGAAGCGGGAGCAGGAGCGUGUGCCCAGGCUGCAGGGCUUGAGUAAAGUUGGCACAGCAGGGAUGGGGUUGAAUAGAGGAGAAGGGACAAUACACAGCCAAUUCUCAGAACCCAAGACAGGAGCCAGUGUAAUGAAACCCUCUGUGGCUUCUGCUCCCCACUCCCCUGCCCCUGUCACACCUAAUACUAAAAACGUCAAGCAGAUGUUACUGGAUUGGUGCAGGAUCAAAACAGAGCCAUAUGAGGGGAUCAACAUCAAGAACUUCUCCUCCAGCUGGAGUGAUGGAAUAGCUUUCUGUGCCCUGGUUCACCGUUUUUUUCCAGACGCUUUUGAAUACUCCAUUCUCAAUCCUACCAAACGCAGGGAAAACUUUGAGCUGGCUUUUAACACUGCUGAGAGGUUAGCAGACUGCCCCCCUCUGUUGGAUGUUGAUGACUUGCUGCGAAUGGAUGAGCCUGAUUGGAAAUGUGUGUAUACCUACAUCCAGGAGUUUUACCGCUGUCUGGUGGAGAAAGGCCUGGUCAAAACCAAGAAGAGACCCUAGGUUAGGACCUUAUACAGAGAUGUCAGAUAUCACCUUAUCAGGAGAGGUGUAGUGCAAUAAGGUCAUGCAUGUAUCACAGAAAAAUACAUGUUUUGCGUGUUUGCCAAAACCAUUGUAAAAUAGAUAGUACAUGUUUUCAGUUUGAAAUUGUCUACACUUGUCCACAUUUUUUAUGCUUCUAGUGCUGCAUAUGCCCACAGAGCAUGUCUAUGUACUGGUUGUAUGCGUUAUCAAAUGCUUAUCUGUGUAUGUGUUUGGAGAGGACAGCUGGCACUUAGGAUCAGUAUAUUGCUCUGAGAUUACACAUCGGCAUUAAAUCAGAAACACUGAGAAUCAUGCUGUGGCUUUUUCUGGUGCACUGUAUGAACUUUGAAAUUACCUUUUUAUGUACUGUAUAGCGGUAUGACAGGGACUUCCCAUAUAUGUGUGGCAGCCUGCGGAAACCCUUCACAUGGUGAAACUUAUUUGUAUUCAGGACAGUUUGUAGCUAGUUUCUAAAUAUGUAUAAUACCCAGAAGGUCAAAUUUUCACAAAACGGUUAAUUUCAACGGUUUUUGGACAUGUUAGCUAGCAAGAUGUUCAAGCCAUGUCAAAUCAAAUUAUGAAUCAAAGUGGAAUCUUUGAUGAUGUAACUUCAUUUUAAAGUUGACCUGUGUCAAAAAGUGAUAAGGGAGAAAACUGCAUUCAAAGAUUCCACUCCGAUUCAUAAUUCGAUUUGACAUGGCUUGAACAUCUUGCUAGCUAACAUGUCCAAAAACCGUUAAAAUUAACCGUUUUGUGAAAAUUUGACCUUCUGGGUAUUAUACAUAUUUAGAAACUAGCUACAAACUGUCCUGAAUACAAAUAAGUUUCACCAUGAAAGUUUUACAUUAGUAAUCAUAUACUUUUUGUACAUUACAAUGAAGUUUAGGGUGUUAACUAUACAAAACAUCAAAAAUCUCAAUUUUGACAGAAAACGAUGUUCGAUCUUUUAUGGCAGGUUAUAGCCAACAACAGGCCGCGACAUCCGACGGGUUUCCGCAGGCCGCCACAUAUUUGUUUUUGAUAUUUGAUGUUUAGCCUCCUCUGUGUACCCUUUUUGUAAAAUCAUCAUUUAGAAAUGUCUACUAAGGCCUAGUUAUCUCUGCCGCUUUCAUUCUGAGUGAGAGGGCUACUGCCUAGUCAGUAGCCUACUGUAUUUUUGAUUCAUAUGAUAAGACAAAAUUAAAUGGCUAUUUUGUCUGCCUCAAUGACAUCGUCAAAAUGUGUACACGGGUAAGAACUGGAUUGAUAAGGCUGUCAUUAUGGUUUAUGGUUGGUUGGACAAUGUCAAACCGCACUCUUCUGAGCUUGCCAAAUAGCCACUGCAGCACGCACACAGAAGUCCAGGUGUAGGACUCGGCACACAAGUCAGAAUUGAGGUAGGCUAAGAAAACAUUACAAAACUAGAGGGGGUGGGGUGUGCUUGCGUCAGUUGCAGAUGGAUAUGUUUCAGGGAUGUGCGCAGGUACGGGCUAUUGUUGCCCGGGCAACAGCCCGUUUGCCCUGAUUGGCUGAUCUGCCCCUCUGGAGAAACUUUUUUUAAAUUAUUUUUUGGUGGCUGCAUCAAUAAGAUAAGCCCAUCUUUAGUAAAGUGAAAUAAAAUAAAAUUGCGAUAUCAUCCA